Messenger RNA from Procambarus clarkii (red swamp crayfish), 339 nucleotides. The record is from RefSeq and is a predicted model, not a curated record. Lineage: Eukaryota; Metazoa; Arthropoda; Malacostraca; Decapoda; Cambaridae.
AUGCGACCACAGCUUGUACAGCUUCGUGGCAGGGAACGAUUACAGUCUACACAGCUUCGUGGUAGGGACCGACCACAGCCAGCACAGCUUCGUGGCAGGGACCGACCACAGCCUACACAGCUUCGUGGCAGGGACCGACCACAGCCAGCACAGCUUCGUGGCAGGGACCGACCACAGCCAGCACAGCUUCGUGGCAGGGACCGACCACUGCCUACACAGCUUCGUGGAAGGGACCGACCACAGCUUGUACAGCUUCGUGGCAGGGACCGACCACAGCCAGCACAGCUUCGUGGCAGGGACCGACCACAGCCAGCACAGCUUCGUGGCAGGCACCGAUAA